GCAUUAUGUUAUCAGAACCGCGCAAAAAGGCACGUUACUCUACAAACCCGAAUGGCAAUCUAUGGGUCAAUGACACUGCUGGCUUUGGCAGACAGAUGUUAGAACGUCUGGGUUGGACUCCGGGCUCAGGGCUUGGCAAGAAAGAAGACGGCAUAUCCAGACCAUUGAAGGUAUUUCCUCAUUCACUUACCCAUCAAACAGACCGUUCUUUCCAGCCUCAAGGACAGAAAGGCCGAGAAGGUUUAGGAAAGAAGCUAGACUAUCAGUUGGGCGGGAGCAAACAACUAGACGAUUACGCCCAGCUGUUGAAAGAACUGAACUCAUCUUACGAAUCGAAGAAGCGAUCAAAUUCUUCAACUAGCUUAGAAGACUUGUCCAAAUCUAGUAGCAACAGACUACAUUAUCCCAAAUUCGUGCGUGCUAAAGACGCAUCGAGGUACGAUGAAAAGUCAUUGGCAAUUAUUCUUGGACUGAAACCAGCAGAAUCAAAACAACAUUCAACUCCAGAACCAACAGAACCUCCAAAGGAUUUCGGUGUCAAGACUGUUAGCAGUUCAUUAUCAAUCAACGAUUAUUUUAAGAAACGGCGGGCCGAGUUGCAGGAGUCUCGUUUGCAGACGAACAAUAAAUCUACUUUACACAACCCAGAUCUGCAAAAUGAGACAGGAACUUCCGGAAAACGGAGAAGAAGCGAGUUAGAACAAAAUCCUUCACCAAAGAAUCCCAGAAGCGAAUGCUCUGUUUCUUGGGACGCGCACAACCGUGAAUCCAGUGUGGGCACUCCAUCGGGCGAAAUAGAUUCUGCGCAAAUUCUCUUACCUGCUGAUUGCAACGAAACGAUCACCACCAGACGUACCAAAAAUGUGCCGACAAAAA
Messenger RNA from Opisthorchis viverrini, 876 nucleotides. RefSeq lists its product as hypothetical. The transcript is spliced from 2 exons. Lineage: Eukaryota; Metazoa; Platyhelminthes; Trematoda; Opisthorchiida; Opisthorchiidae. The annotation marks the transcript as partial. The record is from RefSeq and is a predicted model, not a curated record. Gene Ontology annotation, molecular function: nucleic acid binding.